This is a messenger RNA of Monascus purpureus, 643 nucleotides long. NCBI's taxonomy places the organism in Eukaryota, Fungi, Ascomycota, Eurotiomycetes, Eurotiales, Aspergillaceae. The record is from the annotation of a GenBank genome assembly.
AGGAGAACAGUCCUACAAUGAUCUGACCCGCAAAUCCGCAACUCUUACGGAGACCGCUCCCCUGUGAAAACCACCACAUUUCCAUCUUCCAGCGAAUUGGUUUAUAUAAUAAUUCCCACAGUCAAUUUCGAUUGAGAUCUAAUACAGCAGUUCCAAACCCCCAUCGGCCCAUCAUGACACGCGCCCAACAGUCCAUCUCUAUUCUCCUACUGGCCUCUUCACUUUAUUUUGUCCUAUAUGCAGGUCUCAUCCCUAUUAAUGAGACUGUUCAGGAAGAAAUUAUCUCUGUCCUUCCCUUCUAUGCUUUAAUUUCCUUCGCAUGCUACCUGCUUGGCCGAUUAGGCUUGGCGAUCUUUACUUUCAACGACGUUCCAGAGGCGCACGAGGAAUUGCAAAAGGAGAUUGAACAGGCCAAGACGGAACUUCGCAGAGCGAAGGUUGAUGUGGAUUGAACAAUGUCUGUCUUGCGUUCUCGAUUUUGGCCCGGAAGUUCGAGCCGUUCCUCUCUAAGGCCGAAGUAAUCUACUGUGACACAAGGUUACAUGAAAUUACUACAAAUUCAAUUAGUUGGUUUGUUUCCAGGAUUUGAAUGAAGUGUUAUAGAAAGGCUAUAUGGCCCAUACCGCUAUGUCUGCAAUCUGAA